This is a messenger RNA of Fusarium keratoplasticum, 476 nucleotides long. RefSeq lists its product as uncharacterized. The record is from RefSeq and is a predicted model, not a curated record. The transcript has a single exon. Lineage: Eukaryota; Fungi; Ascomycota; Sordariomycetes; Hypocreales; Nectriaceae. Bases 132 to 476 code for a protein of 114 amino acids.
CGUCCUCAGCACAGAAAUCUUCACUGCAUUCCAGACCUAUUUUCGAGUAACAUCUGUAAGCCACCACGCUAUUCAUUCAAUGUUUUUUAUACCUUGUGCUAAUAACUCACCGAGACAUAGCACACUCCAGGAUGCAUUUCUCAACUGCCUCGGUGCUCGCUACACUGAUCUCUGCGGCUGCCGCUGCCAAGCAGAUGCAGAUCAACUACUACAGUGAUACCAAGUGCAAGUCUUAUGCUGGCCAGGUCGAUGUCACUUGGGCUCAGAGUCUACGGUCGGGCAAGACUAACUGUUACAAUUUUCAUUACGGCACGGCUAUGAACAUCGCGCAGUGCCAAGCUCCGGGGUGCUUCUGCAACCUUUACAAGGGGAAAAACUGCGACAAUUACAUGGAUCAGAUGUGGUACGGGGACCAGUUUGGUUGUCGCCCUUGGGCUGAUCAGGUGCAAUCUUUUGCAUGCUACUAUAAUGCUUGA